Molecule: messenger RNA, 7590 nt
Organism: Bursaphelenchus okinawaensis
Lineage: Eukaryota; Metazoa; Nematoda; Chromadorea; Rhabditida; Aphelenchoididae
Source: the annotation of a GenBank genome assembly
AUGUUGCGGUCUGAGUUUUUAUUAAAAGUAAUUGUCAUUUUGAGCAUAACAUUAAAUUUGGCAUAUAUUCUGGUAGCUGGCUCUGCGUUAUGCCCUAAUGGCAAUAUUCCUGGUCAACGUGAGUACUUCAAAUUUUUUUGUUUUUUUUUAAUUACAGUACCCUACCCUAACUUAUUUUACCAUAUCAUACUCUAAGCUUCUUUACCUUACCCUAUCCUGUCCUACCCUACCAUACUUUAUUCUACCAUAUUCUACCCUAUCUACUCUACCUUGUCCUACACUAAUAAAUUACCUUCCCUUACCGUACCCUACCCGUACCUUACGCUAGUCUACCCUAACGGACUUUACCAUAUCAUACUCUUCUUUUAUCCUUGUGUACUUCUUUUAGAAUUUGACGUACCUAAACACCUACCUUUUCUUUUUAUUUAAUCUACCACAUGUAUUCUAACCUGCCCUAGUCUUAUAUAAUAAUUAACGAUGCCGUUUUUAGCCUGCCCAACCGGCUCUUGUAUUCUAAGCAGCCAAGAAUGCACUAAAAUUGGAUGGACGUCGUUUUGCUGUAAGCAAAAUUUUAAAAAAAAUUUAAAUUUUCGAAUUUUAAAAUAAUGCAUAUUUUAUUAAAAACAAAUUGCAAAAAACUACAGUAGAACUUCCGUAUAACAAAUUGCUAAAAGAUUUUAAAUUUGUUUGUUAUGAAGGGGUUUGUUAUAUUUGAUUGAACUAAAAAGAACCGUAUAUUAAUUUAUAUAAAGUGCCGACAUAAAGAACCCGCCAUGCUUUUCCUGUAAUUUCUUGUAAAAAAUGGCGGGUUCUUUAUGUCGGCACCUAAUAUUUUAUCAUUCAAUUAAUUCUGCGCUCGUUUUAAGCAAAUGUUUAAAGUUAUGGAGCGCAGAAUUAAGUGAACAACCUAAUACAAAAGUUUUAAAUUCACUAUGAAGUGUUGGCCAAAAGUUUUAAAUUAACUUGUUGUACAGAUAUUUUUUGACAUACACGAUUGAUAUACAGGAGUCUUACAAUACUUAAAAAAUUUUAAAAAAUAGCUUUUUAGGUUCAAAAGACGUAUCUACAACACCGGCUCCCACAUGUCCGGAUGGCAGUACUGUUGGUUCAUGUAGGUAAAAUACGAAACUGUAUCUUUCUAUGUAUAUGUCUUUUUGAUCAAUUACUCUGCCUGAAUUACCCUACCCUAUCUUACCCUACCCUACAAUACCCUAAUCGAACUUUCUCUAUUUUACCUUGUCUCGAACUAGAAGUUAAAGUGUUACGGUAAAAACCCCUUGUUUUAGCAUGUGCCCUAGGAGUAUGUAACCCUCUCAGCAACACACAAUGUACUACUGUAGCAGGAAGUAAAUAUUGUUGCCCGAUAAUAACAACCACUACACAAUCUACCCCUACUACUCCAGCUGCCACUUGUCCUGAUGGCAGUACACCUGGGUCUUGUAAGCUGACAUUACUUUUUGUAAUUUUUUUCUUUAAAUUUUCUUAUUUAUUGCGGCUAUAAUCAACGUAUUUUAACUUACUUUACAUUUUUUUCAGCAUGUGCCUUGGGAGUAUGUAAUCCUCUAGGCAGUACACCACAGUGUACUACAGUAGCUGGUAGUAAAGUUUGUUGUCCAGCUGAUACAACCACUCCACAAACUACUACUCCAGCUGCUACUUGUCCUGAUGGGAGUGCACCUGGAAGUUGUAAGUUUAUACAUCACCUGAUCCUUUUUUAGCCUCUCCCUCUUAUAUUCUUUUAUCCUGGUUCGCAUUACUGGUUCGUGGGCGAGGUGCUCCAUAGGACUUUUGGUUUGUCUAUCAUACACCUCACCUGGCCUGUGUUGAUAAGUCUAGUUUUCGUGCUCUUAGCUCCGUGCUCUCAGCACUACCCAUUGCACAAUGCGCCUGGGUUGAGUGGUGGAAGUCGAACCAAGGUCCUUCCGAAUAACAAGUGGCGCUGCAAACACUGCGCUAUCCGCGCUCUCCAAUAUGAUCGGCUUAUUUCUUUAUACCGUAUUCACAAAACACAAAUCUAACGAAACUAUUGCAGCAUGUGCCCUAGGAGUAUGUAAUCCACUUGGCAGUACCCCUCAAUGUACAACAGUGGCUGGUAGUAAAGUAUGUUGUCCAGCUAGUACGACUACUCCACAAACUACAACUCCAGCUACUACGUGUCCUGAUGGUACUCCGGUUGGGUCUUGUAAGCUUUUUAUGAUAACCUCCCUUAUAACAAAACUUUUUCAUAACAAACACGAUUCGUUAUACAGAGGUUCUACUGUAAUAUGAAAUGUUUUUAGCCUGUGCCCUAGGAGUAUGUAAUCCUCUUGGCAGUACGCCCCAAUGUACUACAGUGGCUGGUAGUAAAGUAUGUUGUCCAGCUAGUACGACCACUCCACAAACUACAACUCCAGCAGCUAGUUGUCCUGAUGGUACUCCGGUUGGGUCUUGUAAGCCUUUUAUGAUAACCUCUCUUAUAACAAAACUUCUUCAUAACAAACAAAUUGUAAAUUCUUUAGCGAUCUGUUAUACAGAGGUCUUACCGUAAUAUGAAAUCUCUUUAGCUUGUGCCCUAGGAGUAUGUAAUCCACUUGGCAGUACCCCUCAAUGUACAACAGUGGCUGGUAGUAAAGUAUGUUGUCCAGCAAGUACGACUACACCACAAACUACAACUCCAGCAGCUAGUUGUCCUGAUGGUACUCCGGUUGGGCCUUGUAAGUGGAAAAUGACGUUUUUGAUUAUUCCAAAAUAAAAAAAUAAAAACAUUUUUAGCUUGUGCCCUAGGAGUAUGUAAUCCACUAGGCAGUACACCUCAAUGCAGUACAGUAGCUGGUAGUAAGUAUUGUUGCCCAGCUGACACAACCACCCCACAGGCCACCACUCCAGCUGCUACUUGUCCUGAUGGCAGUGCACCUGGAUCUUGUAAGCUUUUUAAAUUAGCAGUAUAAAUCUAGUACUUAGCAUACAAAAUCCUCAAGUAUAAAGUUCAAAGACAUACAUACCCUACUCUAUCCCAAACUACCCUAUUCUACUUUAUUCUACCCUAACUCACCCUACUGUUCCUUAUACUACCCUACCUUACUCUGCUGCACCUUGCUGUGUCUUAACGUAACCUACUUUUCGCUGAUAUAAAAAUAUUUAAAAAAUGCUUUAGCUUGUGCCUUAGGAGUAUGUAACCCACUCGGCAGUACACCCCAAUGCACUACAGUAGCAGGUAGUAAAGUAUGUUGUCCUUAUGACACUACCACAUCAAACACCACACCUACACCUGGGACAACAAUAAGUCCACAGACUUGUCCUAAUGGUGGCACUGGCUAUAUUCGUAGGUUUUAAAAAUUUUUAAAUUAAAAAAAAUUUAAUUUAAUUUUUUUUAUUCAAAACUGACCACAAACCGUAUGUUACAAAAAUUUUCAGCCUGCCCAAUAGGAGUAUGUCCGCCAUUAACUGGUACAACCUGUACUAAAGUCAAUGGCUGGUCAGUAUGUUGCCCUAUCUCUACGCCGACCAGUACUACUACAGUAUCAACAACCACCAUUUCUCAAACUACAGUAUCUACACCGUCAGCUAAUACUUGUCCUGAUGGCAGCAAACCUGGGCCUUGUAAGAUGACAUUACUUUUUAAAAACUUUUGACUCAAACACUCACUUUGUAGUAUAUUACCUUGUGAAGACCUAUCAUAUUAUACUUAAAUCUAAUGUACAUUUUAUUUCAGCCUGUGCCCUAGGAGUAUGUAACCCACUCGGCAAUACCCCACAAUGUACUACAGUAGCAGGUAGUAAAGUAUGCUGUCCAGCUAGUACGACCACUCCACAAACUACUACUCCAGCUGCCACGUGUCCUGAUGGCAGUAAACCUGGAUCGUGUAAGCCCACAUUGCUUUUUAAAAAUUUUUGUUUAAAAACGCGUUUUUUACCGUAUGUCCGUCUGAAUAGACGUACCGUAUUUUACCUUACUGUACAUUUUGUUUUAGCAUGUGCCCUAGGAGUAUGUAACCCACUAGGCAGUACCCCUCAAUGUACUACAGUAGCUGGUAGUAAAGUAUGCUGUCCGGCUUCUACGUCAACUAGCACUACCACAGUAUUAACCACCACUAUUUCUCAAACUACAGUAUCUACAACUUCAGCUAAUACUUGUCCUGAUGGCAGUCCAUCUGGGUCUUGUAAGCUGAUGUUACAUUUUAUUCUACUGUGCUAUAUCCUACUCUAUAUUACUUUAACCUACUGUACCCUACCCUACCCUCCCUACCCUACCCUACCCUACCCUACCCUACCCUACCCUACCCUACCCUACCCUACCCUACCCUACCCUACCCUACCCUACUCUACCCUACUCUACCCUACCCUACCCUACCCUAUCUUACUCUACCGUACUUUAACCUAUACUACACCAUCUCUUUUUUAUCAUAUGCUAGCUAAUUCUACCCUACCCUGCCUUUCUUUGCUUUAUUCUGUUUAGACUUAGACCGAUUAAAGUACAACUAGUUACAGUACAAAUCAUUCGUUUUAGCAUGUGCCUUAGGAAUAUGUAAUCCCCUUAGCAAUACGCAAUGCACUACAGUUUCCGGAAGUAAAGUAUGUUGUCCGAUCGUAACAUCGACUACACAAUCGACGCCCACUACUCCAGCUGCUACUUGUCCUGAUGGCAGUCCACCUGGGUCUUGUAAGCUUACAUUACUUUGUUUACCUACUCACGUUACCGUAUGUUAACUAUAUAUCUAGAGCCAACAUAUUUUACCCUACACACAUUUCAUUUUAGCCUGUUCCCUCGGGGUAUGCAACCCACUAGGCAGUACUCCACAAUGUACUACAGUAGCUGGUAGUAAAGUAUGUUGUCCGACGUCAACAAGCACUACUAGUACUUCAUCAACUAGUACAACAUCUGAAGGUUCAACUACUCCUUUUAGUACUAUCUCCGAUUUUUACGAAUCUACAAUGAGUGCUGCUUCUACUCUAACAUCUGAUAGUACUCCUAGUUCAGUGACUACUGCUAGUACUAGUACUACACCGACUACGGGAAGUACUAUGACCACAAGUAGUACUCCAACUUCUAUCAGUACGGCUAGUACUGGUAGCACGCCUAGUACUAUUAGUACCCCUACUUCUAUAAGUACCCCAAGUAUUAUCAGUACCACAAGUACGAUGACAACGCCUAGUACUAUUAGUACCCGCACUUCUAUAAGUACUACUAGUAGUGGUAGUACACCUAGUACGAUAACAACGCCUAGUACUAUUAGUACCCCUACUUCUAUUAGUACUCCUAGUAUUGGUAGUACACCUACUACAGUAAGCACGCCUACUUCAAUGAGUACCCCUACUACUGGUAGUACACCAACAACACUAACAACGCCUAGUACUAUAAGUACUGCAUCUACUGAUAGUACUCUUAGUACUAUGUCCACACCAAGUACUCCUAGUACACCGAGUACACCCAGCACGCCUAGUACUCCUAGUACGCCUACUACACCAAUUGCGUCUAGUACACCUACUACGUCUAGUACUCCUAGCACCCCUACUACGCCAAGCACGCCUAGUACACCUACUACGCCUAGUACUCCUAGUACACCUACUACACCUACUACCCCUUCCACUCCUACUACCCCUACCACACCAAGUACACCUACUACUCCCACUACGCCUAGUACACCUACUACUCCUACUACGCCUACUACCCCUACCACGCCCACAACACCUACAACACCUACUACGCCCACUACCCCUACCACGCCCACAACACCUACAACACCUACUAGCCCUACCACUCCUACUACCAAAACAACCCCCACAACACCAACGACCCAAAGCGGUUGUACAGACAAACUAGCCGAAUGCAAAACCAAAUCAGCUCUAUGUCAAAAGCCCGAAUACUACCGUUUAAUGCAACAAAACUGUGCCAAAACCUGCGGUUGUCCCACUGGACCACCACCAACAGAAGCUCCUAAACCAAGAUGUGGAUCAGUGCCGGAUAAAUCUCAGGAUUGCAAACAGAAAAGUCAGCUAUGCACUAGACAGGUUGGUACUAGUUUUUUUUUUAAAUUUAGGUUAAAUUUAGAGCUUUUAAAGUAGAUCUACAAUUUUAAUUAAUUUCUUUAAAUUAAUUUUUUUUUAAUUUUACGAAUUUUUUAUUAAGGAAUUUUUUUAAAUUUUAUAGUUUUUUAAACAUUUUUUUUAUUUUUUGCAUUGAAAUAAAAAAUGUUUGAAAAUUUUAAAUUUUUUUUUUAAAUCCUAAAUUUUUUUUUAAAUUUAACGAUUUUUUAAAUAUUAUAAUAUUUAUUUUGAAAAUAAAAUUUUUUUUUAACUUUUACAAAUUUUUUUUAAAUUUUAAUUUUUUUUAAAUUUUUUUUUAAUUUUAAAAUAAUUUUUUAAAUUUAACAAAUUUUUUGAAAUUUAAAUUUUUUUUUAAUUUUAAAACAAUUUUCCAAAAUGUUAAUUUUUUUUUGAAAAUUUAUAUAUUUUUUUAAUUUUUAAAAAUUUUUAGGAAUACAUCCGCCUAAUGCAAAACAUUUGUCCAGACACCUGUAGCUGCCAAUCAAAUCAGCAACAGUCUAGUUGUACUGACAAAAUUACCGAAUGUUCAGUAAAGUUCUUGCAAUGUUAUGUUCAAGUAAGUUUUUUUUCUUUUCCACUUAUUUUAAUUUAUUGUAUUAGUUAGGUUAAAGAUUGUCAUCAAUUGAAGGGCCCGCGAACUCGUUUACGAAAAACAUGUAUAUUUUCUUGUAAAGUCGUUUAGGGGGGGUGAGACAGGUGGGUACCCCCCCCUCCCAGAAAAACCUUUCGACAAAAGUAAACAUGGCCCCCCCUGUAGAUUUUUGGAUGAAAAUUUUUGCAAAAAAUUGGCACAGGUAGACCGAUUUUUUCAACCCGCGCCUAGACCAAAAGUCCCCGCCCGGCCCUGUUUACGACUACUGUAAAUUGCUUUCGCCCUAGCUCUGCCCAAACACAGCCCUAUCCUCAGUCUGAGCCUCAGUCCUAGCCGCAGCCAAUGAAUCUAAAGAUAUGUCAGAGAACUGACAUAGCUUUAGAUUCAGUCCUAACUUCGGCCUUAACCUUAGCCCAAGUUGAGCCCAAACCUAAGCACUAUGCCCCAGCUCAGAGCCCUACGCUUGCCUCGGUCAUACAUUAUGCUUUCCUGUCGUACUAUCUCUUACCGUGCUGUCCCUACCCGUUUCUAGCUCUACCCUACUUUAUUCUUAUUGUACUGUCCUCUACCGUAUUAAACCUAUCCUACCCUACACCUUAGCUCUAACCGGCUCUAACCUUGUCUUACCGUUCCUACAGUACUCCCUUUCUCUGUCCAAGCUCUAACACACUCUAAUAUUAGGUGCCAACAUAAGGAACAUGCCACACUUUUCCUCUGAUUUCAUGUAAAAAAAGGCGGGUUCUUUAUGUCGGCACCUAAUAUGGUCUUCUCUACUCGACUCAUUCCUUAACGAGUCAUAAAUCCUUUCUAUACAAUUUGUAAGUUUACAAUUCGCACGUAUAUAACAAUACUAAGAUUUUACAUCACUUUCAGUCCUACUUCACGCUUAUGAAGAAGAAUUGUGAAGCUACGUGCAACUUCUGUGGAAUCAAUGAAUUUCCAUCUAAUCGAGCGACACCACCUGGAGCGGGGUAA